This is a messenger RNA of Drosophila ananassae, 492 nucleotides long. RefSeq lists its product as uncharacterized. The transcript has 2 exons. Lineage: Eukaryota; Metazoa; Arthropoda; Insecta; Diptera; Drosophilidae. The coding region runs from base 43 to 357 and encodes 104 amino acids. The record is from RefSeq and is a predicted model, not a curated record.
AGUUUGGGGAAUUGCAUUAUCUUUCCCCUUUCAAGACUAUAAAUGGAGAAGACUUUUAAUGAAAAUGUGCAGUUUGCAUUCAAAGCGGAAAGCAGUAUGAAGCUAUCCCUGCUGUUGAUCGUGUCUUUUUGCAUCUUUGGCUUGGUUUUGGGCGAUGUGGUCACCAAGCCAACAUUCAUACGCAGUCGGUAUAGUUUGCGUUGGGGCAAGACCACCACGGUGACUCCAGUGCCAACAGCUGCCCCAGCCAUGGAGCUUCCCCGAACCACUGCCCAUCCAAAUCUUGCAACUUCGACCGCCAGUGCAGAUUAUGAUUACUACGGCAAUGUUGAAAGCGAAAAUGUGGUGCACAAGUGAAGAAACAUAAAAGAAUUCCAGAAAAAUGGAUUCUCUAUUGCUAUAGAGAAAAAUCUUCAUCUACCAAACAAAGAGUAUUUCUUAUAAUCAUUUUAAAUUGAUAUGUACAUUAAAAUAUACUCAACAACUUAUUAA